Messenger RNA from Merops nubicus (carmine bee-eater), 311 nucleotides. RefSeq names its product potassium voltage-gated channel subfamily C member 1-like. Gene Ontology annotation, molecular function: delayed rectifier potassium channel activity. The record is from RefSeq and is a predicted model, not a curated record. Lineage: Eukaryota; Metazoa; Chordata; Aves; Coraciiformes; Meropidae. The transcript has a single exon. Gene Ontology annotation, biological process: potassium ion transmembrane transport; protein homooligomerization. The annotation marks the transcript as partial. Gene Ontology annotation, cellular component: dendrite membrane; voltage-gated potassium channel complex; neuronal cell body membrane.
AUGGGCAAAGGGGAAGAGUCGGACAAGAUCACCAUCAACGUCGGUGGCACCCGACACGAGACCUACAAGAGCACCCUCCGGACUUUGCCGGGCACCCGCCUGGCCUGGUUGGCCGACCCCGGCGCCCAGAGCAACUUUGACUUUGAUGGGAAAAGCAACGAGUUCUUCAUCUUCUCCUACGUGCUCAACUACUACCGCACGGGCAAGCUGCACUGCCCCGCGGACAUCUGCGGGCCCCUCUUCGAGGAGGAGCUCACCUACUGGGGCAUCGACGAGACCGACGUGGAGCCCUGCUGCUGGAUGACCUACCG